Messenger RNA from Cyphellophora attinorum, 3228 nucleotides. RefSeq names its product LON peptidase N-terminal domain and RING finger protein 1. NCBI's taxonomy places the organism in Eukaryota, Fungi, Ascomycota, Eurotiomycetes, Chaetothyriales, Cyphellophoraceae. The record is from RefSeq and is a predicted model, not a curated record. Gene Ontology annotation, molecular function: protein tyrosine/serine/threonine phosphatase activity. Gene Ontology annotation, biological process: dephosphorylation. The transcript has 3 exons. The coding region runs from base 1 to 3228 and encodes 1075 amino acids.
AUGAGCAAGGUGAUGGACACGAUCAAGACGUACAUUGCCGAGUACAAGACCAGAAAUUCAGAAACACCAAUAUUGCUGGAUGAGAAACUCAGCAUGCCUCGAAUUGCCGACACUGCCAUGGACGUCAUGCCACGGUCUAGAGUGCUGCACGGAGGCAAGCUGGUAUCGACGUUCUCCAUGGCGGACAUGGGCGAGCUCAACUACUUCUCGGACGUGGCGUACGGCUCCAUCAUUGACGGCGCAGAAGACCGAGUCGAGGCGUUAGACGUCGCUGUCAUGCAGAAUCUGAAAGAAGUUGUCCGCGCCGAACUCGAAUGUCAAGUCUGCUAUGCAGUCAUGCUGGAUCCUCUGACCACGACUUGCGGUCACACAUUCUGCCGUCGUUGCGUGGCUAGAGUGUUGGACCAUGCCAAUUUGUGUCCCAUCUGUCGCCGACGGCUGCCAAUGGCUCCUGGUCUGCAGCAAGAAUCCAGCAAUAAGCGCAUCACCUACAUUAUCGAGGGCCUCCUGCCAGAUCUGCUCGCCGCACGGAAAUUGAUGAUGGCCGAGGAGGAUGCCAUCGAUGAAGAGUCGCACAUGCCAUUGUUCCCGUGUACACUGGCAUUUCCGAUGAUGCCGACCUUUCUGCACAUCUUCGAACCGAGAUAUCGACUUAUGAUCCGGCGCGCGAUUGAAGGCGGGUCGCGGAAAUUUGGCAUGCUCAUGUACAACCACCGUCAGGAACCACAAGGAGAGCUUGGUCCGGUUCACUUCAUGCAGUAUGGAACCGUUCUUUACGUCGAUCGCAUCGAGAUGCUGCCAGACGGCCGCAGCCUGAUUGAGACACGAGGCAUGUACCGGUUCAAGACUUUGCAAGCGGGCAUGACCGAUGGCUACCAUACUGGCCACAUCCAAAGAGUGGACGAUAUUCCCAUAGCAGAUGAGGAGGCUAUUGAAGCGCGCGAGACUACCCAAGUUUAUACGAACCCCGAAGAUCCAGCGACAAAGAUCAAGAAAAUGACGACGCAGCAGCUGUUGGAAUAUGGGCUCACAUUCACAGCUGGAGCACGAUCAAGAUCGGCACCAUGGCUUCACCAAAGAGUCUUGGCAGCAUACGGACAAGCCCCGAGCGAUCCCGCUUUGUUUCCGUACUGGUUCGCCAGCGUCCUCCCGAUCGCUGAGGAGGAGAAGUAUCAGCUACUUCCGGCGACGAGUGUGCGGCAACGUCUACAGAUCACGGCUCGGUGGAUACAACGCCUCGAGGCUCAACGAUGCUGGAACGGCAUACGGCGGAGCGAUUGGCUCAAGAACAAAGCCAAUCGCAAGAACCCCAGACUGAUCCCCAACCUGCAUCCGAGCCAGACGGGCGUACCUUGCGACCACCCACCUCAGACCCACCAGAUCCAGAUCCAGAAUCAGAUCCACCAGAACAAGAACAGAACUAACCACAGUCACGGCUGCAGCUACGCAGUAUGGCGGGACUCGCGACCCUCAGUGGAUAUAGAUCCCGGCUACGACGACGAUGACCCACCCCUCUUGAAGGCGCAUUCCAGUGUUCAAUCCUACACAACACCGUUCGCCAAGUACGAGGCAGUCAGAGUGUUCUACCGGCCACAUACGCACAAGGAUAAGCUCCAAGCGAUUGCUGACCUGCCGUUACUGGUGUUCAUUCAUGGACUGGGAGGGUCGCUAUCGCAAUUCGCCUCACUGCUGGGCAGCCUCGUGAACACCGGACCGUGCUUCGGACUGGAUGUGCCAGGACAUGGACUGUCAAAGUUCUCACCGCAAAACUUCGAGGCGUAUGAAACGAGCGCGCUUAAAGUCCUGUGGAGAACGGCCAUUGCACAAGCUUGUGCAGAGCACGGCCACAAGAGCGUAGUGCUUAUCGGGCACAGCUACGGCAGCUCUAUCGCUGCUCUGCUCGCUACGGACACCAAGUUCAAGGUCAAGGUGGACGGAAUCGUGGCGAUCUGUCCGAAAGCUACGCCGCCAUCACAGGCUGAUUGCAUGAAGGCUCGGCUAUUUUUAUCGUUACCAGACUCGUUCAUUGAUGGUUUCCGGUGGUACGACAAGCGAGGAGGAAUCGAUAGCAAGAGUGUGAUGCGCUUCGUAGGCCAAGACGCUGGUAUCGAUCUACGGAAGCUGCAACUAAAGUACAAUGCGGCUUCGAAGACGCCCGUGUGGAAGCGAAUGGCUACAGGGGCACUACCACAUUAUGAUGCCCGAGGGAAUGCAUUUGGCGGACUGCCCGGGAAAGAAACGUGGUCGAGAGUUCAUGUGCCGUUGUUUCUGAUUGCUGGCGAGGGAGACACAGUCACGAAACCUGCCGAGGUCACGAACAUUGCGUCGUUCCUGCACGUCAGAUCAUCAACGAAGCCCAUCGCAACAGGCAGCAAAGCCAUUCCUUCCGCCGACGCGGCUCCCUUCGGCGGAAACGAGGACAAAACAGCGUCAGAUACAGCGGCUGGCACGCUCCCAGACUCGACCACUACCAGUACAGGGUCCUCCUCUGUCCUCAAAGCCGCCACCCUACCCUUCCCAGCGGGUCACGCCCUCGUCUACGACCACCGCACAUAUCGCACUCUUGCCGGCCUGAUCGAAGACUUCCUCACCAGCCACAUCUCUCCUCACCUCUCCCUUGGCUGGCAGCUCCAACAAUUGACCACGACUGGCAAGUGGGACGUCAAGAAUCUCGAGAAGUGGCAGCGAACCCAGGCAGUCUCUGGACCCAUAGGACCUAACAAUUUGUUCCGAGCACUCAAGACCCUCCGCGAGCAAGACGAGUCGCACACGCCCAAGAAGUUUGUCGAGCAAUGGCGAGACAAGAUCUACGCUGUAGUGGACAUCUCCCACGAUGCGCCCAUCUACUCGACCCGCACCCUGGAAGAAGGCGGCAUCCAGUACCACAAAUUCCCCACUGUCUCUAAAAUCCCGCCAACAGCGGUGGAGGUGCGGGACUUCAUCGCCCUGAUCGACCGACUACGCACAGAAAUGAAAGACAAAGGAGAAGAAGCAAAAGGAAAGGCCAUAGCGGUGCACUGCCACUAUGGGUACAACCGUACAGGGUUCUUUGUUGCGGCGUACUUGAUUGAGAGGGAGGGGUAUGGGGUGCAGCGGGCGUUGGACGAGUUUAGAGAGGCGAAAGCUCCGGGAAUCAGGCAUGAUCAUUUUGUUGAUGCGCUGUGGGUGAGGUACACAGUCGGAUUGAGACGAGCUGAGACGGUGGAGGUUGAGGAUAGCGAGGGUUGA